Molecule: messenger RNA, 531 nt
Organism: Papilio machaon (common yellow swallowtail)
Lineage: Eukaryota; Metazoa; Arthropoda; Insecta; Lepidoptera; Papilionidae
Exons: 5
Coding region: 1-531 (176 amino acids)
Source: RefSeq, a predicted model, not a curated record
AUGUCACCACAAAAUUUCUCGAUACCAUUUUUAAAAAUACCAAUAAAAGAAAACUUUCAUCCCGACGGUACUUUAGGUUUACCAAAAAUAAACUUCGACCCGAAAUCCCUAGCGUUUGGCGGUGCCUUAGUGAUUGUGACCAGUCUGCUAGCGUCAGUGUUCAGCAAGGGCAUUACUGUACAAAACCAUAGAUACAGUAGACAGGAUGAAUAUUAUAUUCCGGAUGGGCUUACGGAUAUUGCAAAUAUAAUAUUAUCUAACGGUCAAAGAUGUCCUGCUCGACUUGCCUGUUGGGCCGGUCGGACUGCCAACAUUAGAAAUCUAAAUGCUUGGAAGAAAAUUACGAGAAACAAGCUACUAUCGUCCAUGUUCAACACCACAGAUGUUGAAUAUGCAUACAGAGUUGGCAGGAAUGGAGGAGACUGCGGCACAUUCAGACCUUGUCCAUUAAAUGAUUAUCAGUUUACACAAAUAAUAGACAAUAUAUCUUCUUAUAAAAACACUUUUAUACCAUCGAAUGCUGACAAAUAA